Rhododendron vialii is the source of this 2296-nucleotide messenger RNA. Its product is annotated as probable sugar phosphate/phosphate translocator At1g06470. NCBI's taxonomy places the organism in Eukaryota, Viridiplantae, Streptophyta, Magnoliopsida, Ericales, Ericaceae. Gene Ontology annotation, biological process: UDP-glucose transmembrane transport. Gene Ontology annotation, molecular function: antiporter activity. Gene Ontology annotation, cellular component: cis-Golgi network; Golgi apparatus; endoplasmic reticulum-Golgi intermediate compartment. Bases 422 to 1867 code for a protein of 481 amino acids. The record is from RefSeq and is a predicted model, not a curated record. The transcript has 14 exons.
UGUUAGAAAAUCGCAAAUCUCCCUCUCUCUCUCUCGCUUUGCUUCGUUUUCAAUCAAAAAUACGUAACAGUCUUCAUUUCAAAUACCAAAAGCAACGCACCAACUCAUCCUCGAGGCGACAUUCACAUCUAAACCACCGUACGAGUACCCAACACCAAACACUUCCCGAUUCCCAAUCUUCUCCCCCCGCCAAAACCAGAUCAGAUCUCUCUCUCCUCGACCAAACGGGCCAUCAAUCUCUUCGGAUCCAGCUGUUUUGAUGGAACUGGUGGCAAUCGCAGGUCCCAUUUCAGUUGCUGAAAUAAUUGGAUUCGUGUUUGUACCGGAAGAAACUGAAGUUAGUCUGAAGUAAAGCUGCGGACAAUUGGGUGGGUACGGAGUGUCGGACUGUAGAUGGCUCUGUUAUCAUAUAGGCAAUGAGAUGGUUGAGAGUGAUUCUGAUACAGAAAAGGUUAAUAUCACGGGCCAUAAGUUUGGUGAGAGAGGAAGUCAAGGGUCAGGUAUUCCUAGGGCGCCUUCAUUCUCAGGCUGGUGUGACAAAGAUGGGGUGACCAGUGCAGAUGGUUGUCUAGAUACUGCGGAUCAAAUUGUAGAAGACUUCCACUUCGAAUUGCCUUUGGUACAUCAUGUUGGGUUAGGAAAGGAGCGUUUAAGCGGCGAGAUGCAGAUGAAUGGAAAUGGAAAGUCUGUGCCCUUUGAUAUUGAAAUUGGACCGGGGAAAGAGCAAACGCUCUCAAGCCUUGGAAAUAAUGACUUCAAUUCUAUGGAUGACAAUGCACCAUCGAAGUCAAAAAGUAACAGCUUGAUUUCUGCCGUUGAUGUGCUGAAGACAUUGUCUUUCAUACUUGUCUGGUAUUUUUUCAGCACGUCCUUGACCCUGUACAAUAAAAAUUUACUAGGAGAUGAUUUAGGAAAGUUCCCAGCUCCUUUAUUGAUGAAUACAGUCCACUUUACUAUGCAAGCUCUUUUAUCAAAUGCCAUAACAUGGUUCUGGUCUCAAAGAUUUAAGCCCACUGUAUCUAUGUCGUGGAAGGAUUACUUUCUAAGAGUUGUACCAACCGCCCUGGGGACAGCACUGGAUAUCAACUUAAGCAAUGCCUCCCUUGUUUUCAUCUCCGUUACAUUUGCCACUAUGUGCAAAUCAGCUUCUCCUAUAUUUCUCCUUCUAUUUGCUUUUGCUUUUAGGUUGGAAUCGCCAAGCUUUAAACUUUUGGGCAUCAUCUUUGUCAUAUCCAUUGGAAUACUGUUCACAGUUGUAAAGGAGACCGAAUUUGAGUUCUGGGGAUUCGUUUUCGUUAUGCUUGCUGCUGUUAUGUCUGGCUUUCGUUGGACCAUGACUCAAAUCCUUCUUCAGAAAGAAGUAUAUGGGCUGAAAGAUCCAAUCACCCUUAUGAGCUAUGUAACUCCAGUAAUGGCAGUGUCUACUGCUCUUCUCUCCCUUAUUAUGGAUCCUUGGGAUGAGUUCAAAGGAAGCACAUACUUUAAUAGUUCGAGCCAUAUCAUUCGAAGUUGCCUGCUAAUGCUUUUUGGUGGAACUCUUGCCUUUUUUAUGGUGUUGACGGAGUACAUUCUUGUUUCAAUAACUAGUGCAGUAACUGUGACAAUAGCAGGAGUUGUCAAGGAGGCUGUCACUAUUUUGGUUGCUGUGUUUUACUUCCAUGAUCAAUUCACUUGGUUGAAAGGGGUUGGUCUGAUAAUAAUCCUGGUUGGUGUGAGCUUAUUCAACUGGUACAAAUACCAAAAGUUACAAAAGGGCGAGCUAGGUGAAGAGAAUGUGGCAAAGUCAUCGGCAACCAAUGCAGCUGCAAGAUAUGUUAUUCUUGAGGAAAUGGAUGACCUAGAUGAUGGUCCCCUGAGAGCUCACUAAUCAAAUCAGUUGAAUCUCGUGAAUAAACCAUAGCGAAAGUCGUGGCAGCAUUCUUCAAAUUCUUCUGGUCUGUUUCUGCGGUUCUUCCACCAGAUUGGUGGUUUACAAUGAAGUUGUUUCACAUUUCAAAGCCCGUAAAGAAAUUUUUGAUUCCGACUGUCUGCCCACAGCAGUUGAUUGUACAUUGUAUCGGCACUACACGGCAUGCUACCAAGUAAUAAAUUCCCAGUUUGGAUAUUCAUUGUAUCUCUGUAACUGCUUUUCCCAUUCCUGUUGGGAUAUUGAGAUUGAAUUUUUGUCCCCUCUUUGUAGAUUUCUAGUAUUUCAUUGCUAUGAAUAGUUUCUUGUUUGUCUUGUAUGUAAUAAAUACUUCUAUACGGAUAAAAAGUUUUUUGCAACAUCUAAAUGGAGUUGUUACCGACUGACCAA